This is a messenger RNA of Nilaparvata lugens (brown planthopper), 774 nucleotides long. RefSeq lists its product as uncharacterized. Lineage: Eukaryota; Metazoa; Arthropoda; Insecta; Hemiptera; Delphacidae. The transcript is spliced from 4 exons. The record is from RefSeq and is a predicted model, not a curated record. The coding region runs from base 108 to 617 and encodes 169 amino acids.
CCGUUCAGCGGCCGUCAGCGACAAAUCAGCUGCGGCAGUCAGACAGAUUUAUCGCAGAGCGGAAAUGAGGGCGACACUGAGUCCAGGGGUACUACACCCCUACUAGUAUGUCGGCUGAGAAUGCUGAGCAGAUACAGGCCUACGUACAGGAGGUAACCAAAGAACUGGCCACUGAAAUCAAAUCGGAGAUCCGCGAGGUUAUCAACAAGGUGGAAGAUGUUCUGUCGGAAAGUGCUGACUCGUUGGAAACCAACGGCUCACUGAACAGUGAGGCCGGAAAACGCUACAGCAUCGACUUCAACGCCCCGCCAAUGCUGGCCACAAUGCAACAGAACCAGUCCUACCAACCUGCCCCAUUCACCGUGUAUGGGUCGCCAGGAGGCAGCCAGUUCUACCAACCUAUGGUGGCCAUACCUAAUCAGGUAACCUACCAACAGCUGACCAGUACCCCUUCGCUGCCCACGUUCACGAUGGGGGGGAGCCAACAGCCUCAACAGGGGGGUCCCUCACUGAUGCACACCAACAGCAGCGACUCUGUGUCUCUCAUGUCAGACCAUGUGGAGAGUAUCUGGCUGAGCUCACCUCCGAAGUUGUCUCCGAUCUCAAGUCUGAGCUGAAGUCGGAGUUCCGCGAAAUGGUGAGCGCCGUCGACGGUCUAAUAUCGCCCGACGUCCGUUCAUCGUCGGUGAGCGAAAAUGGCGACGUUGCCGAUAAUGGCAACGGCGGGCAGAAAAAUGGCAACAAAUGCUGCAGCCAUUCGGUGAAACGCAAUGG